AUCCUAUCUUCUCGCACCCCUUUCCCUUCCCUCCCUCCCUCCCUCCGUCUCUCAAGAUGGCCUCAACAACUCUCAGUCUCACUACGCUCACCCUUCGUUCACCGUCUUAUCCUACAUCCUCCUCUGCUUAUCCUGCGUGCCCCACUGUCACUUUCCCCAAACAAACCCUAGAAUUCCCACUCCGAACCACCAAACUCUCCGGCCGAGCCACCUUCCUCCGCCCUGUCGCCGCCGUCGACGCGCCGGAGAAGGUUGUUGAGCUCGGGGAUCAAAUCUCUAACCUAACCCUCUCAGACGCCCAAAAACUUGUCGAAUACCUUCAAGACAAGCUCGGUGUCUCCGCUGCCUCCUUCGCUCCCGUCGCCGCAGCAGCCGCGCCUGGUGCGGUCGCGGACGCUCCGGCGGCCCCCGAGGAGAAGACGGAGUUCGACGUCAUGAUAGAGGACGUGCCGAGCAAUGCGAGGAUUGCGACGAUUAAGGCGGUUAGGGCAUUGACGAGCUUGGCUUUGAAGGAGGCCAAAGAGUUGAUUGAGGGUUUGCCGAAGAAAUUUAAGGAGGGAGUGUCCAAGGAGGAGGCCGAAGACGCCAAGAAGCAACUGGAAGCAGCCGGAGCAAAAUGUGCCAUUGUUUAGAAACUGCUAAUGAUUGAAUUGUGGUAAAUUAUUUUUCUGAUUUUUGUUUUUGUUUUUGUUUUUUUUUUUGUUUUUUUGUUUUUGGGAGAAAAUGAAUGUAUCUGUUGUGUUGGUAGUUCAACUGUUAGUUCAGUAUAGCUUGUACUUAUGCUUUGAAUUAUAAUGAUUUGAAACCAAAAAGUCUUUUUGAAUCUCAA
This is a messenger RNA of Cornus florida, 829 nucleotides long. Its product is annotated as large ribosomal subunit protein bL12c-like. Lineage: Eukaryota; Viridiplantae; Streptophyta; Magnoliopsida; Cornales; Cornaceae. Bases 57 to 632 code for a protein of 191 amino acids. The record is from RefSeq and is a predicted model, not a curated record. Gene Ontology annotation, biological process: translation. Gene Ontology annotation, cellular component: ribosome. Gene Ontology annotation, molecular function: structural constituent of ribosome. The transcript has a single exon.